CGGCGGCAGAAGGCCCGGUUCAGCCGGGAUCUGACGUGGCUGCUGUUCCUCCGGCCCGUCCCGUCCCUCAUCCAGGAGGGCCCGCAGUGUGGCUUGGUGGCCCUUUGGAUGGCCGGUGCUCACCUCGGCCUGUCUUCGGAGGUUCCCCUGGAGAGAAUUCGGCAGGUGGCUUUGGAGAGAGGCUACACGGCACAAGGAGAAAUGUUCUCAGCUGCUGACAUGGCCAAGCUGGCUGAGGAGGUCUUCCCCUGUAAAACAGAGCUGCUCUCUGGAGGCCUGCAAGGACAGAACCAUGAGAGGAUUCUUCAACAUCUCAGGGCUGGCUUCCCUGUGCUGAUACCCUACGACGAGGACUACAACCACGAGCCCUGCCUCCGGAAGGGCUACAAGGCUCACUGGGCUGUCGCCUCUGGAGCUCUGCUUGGUCUGAAGAGUAACUUCCGCCUGCCUGCCUGCCAGGAAGACGAAGACAUCCCGGGGCUCUUCCACGCCAGCCACACUGCUUCAGCCAUCCCUUUGGAGGCCGUUGCCGAGACCUACUUGCUGUCAAAGCAUGGCAAGAGCUGCCGCUACCAGCUGUGGAGCUAUGCUCAGAUACAGGAGAGCAACGGCCAGCUGACGGGCUUCAGUCCCCAGCGGGCAGCCGACGGGAAGGUGUACAUUGUGCCCGCAGGGGGCGUGCGAGAGGGACUGUGUGGACAAGCGGUGCUGCUGCGGCCAAAGGCAUGAGGGCGCUCCGGUGGCAUCAAGUUGGCACUAGCUUUGCAGAAGCACCAUUGGGCUGUUAAAGGGUCUUAGAGAAACGCAUGGGAACUGCUGACAUUUAGCAAUGCCUUGAGACAGGGACAUUAGGAGGCGAGAAAAAGAGGUGUCCUCCCUUCAUGCAAAGCUCCAGGACGCCUGAACAAGGUUGGGGAGAGACAAGCUUAUAUUUGGAGCUCACUUAUGCCAACCAACCUGGCAUUAGAACUUUGUGUUUCAAGAGAAGGAAGAAUGGAGGAAAGGCUUUAGCUUAAAUUUCCUCUUUUUGCCUUUAGAAAUUAGAAUAGCUUACUGUUCUGAUUAUAAAUGAAACCAACUUUGAAACUAAGCAGGGGGGAAUAGAAAUGCCGGUGUGAAAGUCAAGUGACGGCCUGCCUUUUCACCCUGUGCUGGUGUUAAUAAAGAGUGCGGCUCUCUGUGA
Molecule: messenger RNA, 1183 nt
Organism: Thamnophis sirtalis
Lineage: Eukaryota; Metazoa; Chordata; Lepidosauria; Squamata; Natricidae
Gene: ACTMAP
Product: actin maturation protease
Source: RefSeq, a predicted model, not a curated record